Molecule: messenger RNA, 736 nt
Organism: Maylandia zebra (zebra mbuna)
Lineage: Eukaryota; Metazoa; Chordata; Actinopteri; Cichliformes; Cichlidae
Gene: rpl36
Product: ribosomal protein L36
Biological process (GO): translation
Cellular component (GO): ribosome
Molecular function (GO): structural constituent of ribosome
Source: RefSeq, a predicted model, not a curated record
CUGUCACGCCAGCGUAACAGAAGCGUUUUCCGGGUCAGCGCUUUCAUUGCCCCGUUUAGCUCACGCAACAGUCCUUCCGGCCUGACCGCCAUCAAAGAUAGCAGACAUGGCUAUUCGUUAUCCUAUGGCUGUUGGCCUUAACAAAGGCCACCCAGUCACCAAAAAUGUAACUGCUCCCAAACACAGCCGCCGGCGCGGGCGUCUGACCAAACACACCAAGUUUGUGCGGGAUAUGAUCCGUGAAGUGUGUGGGUUUGCUCCGUAUGAGAGGAGAGCCAUGGAGCUGCUGAAAGUGUCCAAGGACAAGAGAGCCCUCAAGUUCAUCAAGAAGAGGAUCGGCACUCACAUUCGGGCCAAGAGAAAGAGAGAAGAGCUGAGCAACGUACUGGCUGCCAUGAGAAAGGCUGCUGCCAAGAAGGAGUAAAAGUCAUUUAAUAAAACAUGAAACUACAUUCCAGCCUCGUCUUUCUCUUUUUGCUUUGUCACCAUUCAUCAGAUCUGUUUAUGUUGCUGCAACCAUCUCGGUCGUCAGCACACCUGAAGAUGUUUGUAGAAAUCUCAAAAUAUAGACAUAACAUGCUGCUUGGCUUUAGACCAGACUGUAGAUUAGCCUACUGUGGCUAAAGGAAUGAAUAUCACCAAAGAACUUGUAAAAUUACCGCUGCAGCAGAAAUAAAGCAUAUACAUUUUUGUAUAGAAAUGUGUACUUUAAGUAUAAAAUAAAUUUUAGAAUGGU